This is a messenger RNA of Cylindrotheca closterium, 792 nucleotides long. NCBI's taxonomy places the organism in Eukaryota, Bacillariophyta, Bacillariophyceae, Bacillariales, Bacillariaceae. The record is from the annotation of a GenBank genome assembly.
AUGUUCUACUUGUUGAUGGUCUACCAAGAACGAGAAGGCCACUGCCGAGUCCCGACUAGUCAUUUGGAAGCGGGUCGGAAACUAGGCCUGUGGCUGGCCCGGCAACGGGAAGUUUUUAAAUCGGGAAAGAUGGAUCCGACCUACAGUAGUCGUCUGGAAGAGGUGGGUGUGGUAUGGAAUCCAGGUGCCUGGCUAUGGGACGCACAUUUUGACGCUCUAGUAGAAUUUAAAAAGAGCGAAGGACAUUGCGAUGUUCCUCAAUUCCAUCAAGAAAAGGGGGAAUAUCUUGGUACCUGGUUGAACAAGCAGCGACAGGAUUAUAGGCGUGGGAAAUUGCCAAAAGAGCGAGCUAAACGACUGGAGGAACUGGGUGUGGCAUGGAGUGCUUUUGGAAAGCGAUGGGAGCAAAUGCUAGAUUUACUGGUUCAAUUUAAAGAGCGGGAGGGGCAUUGUAUGGUUCCUGUCGACCACCGAGAAGAUGGAAAGAACCUUGGUGCUUGGGUGUCCACCCAGCGAAAAGCGUGGAGGUCCAAGACACUAGAUGCUGACCGACAAGAUAUGUUGGAUAGCAUUGGAAUGAUAUGGAGCGUUCAAGAAGCUCAGUGGGAAAGCAUGUUUGCUCUAAUAGAAAAAUACGUGGAACGAGAACAGAAUACCGAGAUCCCAUUGACGCAUGUGGAACAAGGGAAAAACCUUGGCCAUUGGAUUGCCAAACAAAAACAAUUGUAUAGAAACGGCAAAUUAGAAGGUGACCGCCAACAACGCUUAUUAGAAGUUGGUGUGUUGGAAUAG